AAAAAAAUUGAACAAUUUUGAGAAAAUAUUGAUUUUAGUUCAAUGAUCUUCACAAUUUGGUGCAGAAACCACAUAUUUUAUCAAUUAAAAUGUUGAAUAUCAUCACUUUGACACGCGAUUCCAGCCGUGUAAAUUGUGUCUAUUCCGAGAUUCAAUAGUGUUGACAUUCGACAUUGGUUGAGUGAAAAUAGUUUCGUGCCCGAUUGAAGCAGACGGCACUGUCACUUGAUAUAACUUUUGAUAGGUACGUUCGUGGCCAUCUUAGUUCUUUUCGCUGUAACCACGUUCUUUGAAAGAAGUACAUUACAAUCAUGGCUUUGCCAAUUUCCAAAAAACGAAAGUUCGUCUUGAACGGUAUUUUCAAAGCCGAAUUGAACGAGUUCUUGACUCGUCAAUUGGCCGAAGAUGGUUACUCCGGUGUUGAAAUCCGUGUGACACCAACACGCACAGAAAUUAUCAUUAUGGCAACCAAAACAUUGAAUGUUUUGGGAGAGAAGGGACGCCGUAUCCGUGAACUUACUGCUGUUGUUCAAAAGAGAUUCGGUUUUGCUCCAGGCACCGUUGAAUUGUACGCCGAAAAGGUCGCCACACGUGGUUUGUGCGCUAUCGCUCAAGCCGAAUCUUUGCGUUACAAAUUGACCGGUGGAUUGGCCGUGCGUCGUGCCUGUUACGGUGUAUUGCGUUUCAUCAUGGAAUCGGGCGCCAAAGGCUGUGAAGUCGUUGUGUCCGGUAAAUUGCGUGGUCAACGUGCCAAAUCAAUGAAAUUCACCGAAGGUUUGAUGAUCCACUCCGGUGAUCCAUGCAACGUUUACGUUGACACAGCCACACGUCACGUAUUGCUUCGUCAAGGUGUGCUUGGUAUCAAGGUUAAGAUCAUGUUGCCAUACGAUCCAAAUGGCAAGAGCGGUCCAAAGAAACCAUUGCCAGACAAUGUCACCGUCAUCGAACCAAAAGAAGAAGUUAUCUACGAACAACCAGAAACUGAAUACAAAAUCCCAGUCCGAGAGGCUGCUGGUGUUGAUGUUGGUGUACACGAUCAAGUUGAAUAAGUUUUAAAUGCGAAGACCACCGUUUCCUCCCGGUUAUACCAUUUAAUUCAUAUUGUCUAAAUGUACUACAUUCAAUUUGCGUGUAUAAUUUUAUAUUAUGGAAAUAUAAAAAAAAUCACAAAUGCCGUGAAUGAAAAAUAAAGCAGAAGAAAAAAAUCCACAAAA
Messenger RNA from Sitodiplosis mosellana (orange wheat blossom midge), 1214 nucleotides. It is a transcript of the gene RpS3, whose product is annotated as 40S ribosomal protein S3. Gene Ontology annotation, cellular component: nucleus; cytosolic small ribosomal subunit. Gene Ontology annotation, molecular function: structural constituent of ribosome; RNA binding. Gene Ontology annotation, biological process: positive regulation of apoptotic signaling pathway; translation. The coding region runs from base 312 to 1049 and encodes 245 amino acids. The transcript has 3 exons. The record is from RefSeq and is a predicted model, not a curated record. Lineage: Eukaryota; Metazoa; Arthropoda; Insecta; Diptera; Cecidomyiidae.